Messenger RNA from Momordica charantia (bitter melon), 1882 nucleotides. RefSeq names its product pfkB-like carbohydrate kinase family protein (gene NARA5). Lineage: Eukaryota; Viridiplantae; Streptophyta; Magnoliopsida; Cucurbitales; Cucurbitaceae. The record is from RefSeq and is a predicted model, not a curated record. Gene Ontology annotation, molecular function: kinase activity.
GAGAGAAAUGGAUGCUCCAUUUCCAUGGCAGUCAAAUUCAUCCAACGGCCAUGAAAAUCAUCGAAUAAUUUGGAAGCUGAUCUCAAGGAUUCCAGCAAGACCCACGUUGUGGAUCUGGCAAUCAGGCAUGGGCAAGAUAGAGAGAGAAUUCAGAAGAUUCUCCUUGGUUCUGAGGAUAGAACUUAGAAGACGCCAUUACAAAUUGAGGGCUUAGCUUCAAAUGGAGAGAUUUGGGGCCUGUGGGUGGCUGUGCUGAGUCCUCCAUUUUCGCGUUUGAUGCACCGAUUCACCACCACUCGCUCCAAAUCCCUUCGCUUCCCGCUAUGUCUCUCUGUUUUCCCCUUCCAUCGCUGCCUCUCUCUUCUCCUACUUUGACUCUCCUUCGUUCUCUUCCUCUUCCCUCUUCCGCAUAUCACCCUCCCUCCGCUUCCUCUUCCUUUCACCGAUGCGGGGUUGGCGACCGAUUCGCAUUCUUUUCCAUGGCCAGACGGCGCGAUUCUUUCCGCGGAUUAUAUUCCUGUCGCGUUUUUACCGGCGACGGCACGCAGGAAUUCUCCAGUGGAAGUGAAGAGGAGGAUGAUGACGACAACGCUUCUGAUGAGGAGUUUGUGCCUGCCCUCGGAAUUCAGGCACCCGCUGACAUUAAUGGCUCUUCCUCUCGUUUGCCUGACCGAUGGGACGUCUUGGGCCUUGGACAAGCUAUGGUAGAUUUUUCUGGUAUCGUAGAUGAUGAGUUUCUGAAGAAACUGGGAUUAGAAAAGGGUACGAGGAAGGUUGUAAAUCAUGAGGAAAGAGGUAGAGUAUUGCAGGCCAUGGACGGUCGCAGCUAUAAGGCAGCUGCUGGCGGGUCUCUUUCGAACAGUCUGGUGGCCUUGGCAAGGUUGGGUAUUAGACCCAUGAAAGACCCCACUUUCAAUGUAGCUAUGACUGGUAGUGUAGGGAGUGAUCCGUUGGGCAGCUUCUACAGGACAAAACUUAGACGGGCAAAUGUCCAUUUUCUCUGUCCCCCAGUCAAGGAUGGGACAACAGGAACAGUUAUUGUUCUUACAACCCCUGACGCUCAGCGAACAAUGCUUGCAUAUCAGGGUACAUCUUCCACGCUGAAUUAUAGUCCAGCAUUAGCUAGUGUAAUUAGCAAGACGAAUGUACUUGUAGUUGAAGGGUAUUUAUUUGAAUUGCCUGAUACUAUCAAAACAAUUCAAAAAGCAUGUGAAGAAGCACACCGGAGCGGUGCUCUAGUUGCAGUCACAGCUUCAGAUGUCUCUUGCAUUGAAAGGCAUUUUGACGAUUUUUGGGAAAUCGUGGGGAACUAUGCUGAUAUUGUUUUCGCAAACCAUGAAGAAGCUGGAGCUCUGUGUCAUUUUGACUCCAAGGAAAGCUCUAUAUCAGCUGUAAGGUAUCUGAGUCAUUUCGUCCCCCUCGUCUCAGUCACUGAUGGGCACAGAGGUUCUUACAUAGGUGUUAAAGGAGAAGCCGUAUAUAUCCCACCUUCUCCGUGCGUACCUCUCGACACUUGUGGCGCUGGAGAUGCUUAUGCGUCUGGUAUCUUGUACGGUAUCUUGCACGGAGUCUCGGAUUUGAAAGAAAUGGGUACAUUUGCAGCCAAAAUCGCAGCUAGAGUUGUCGGGCAACAAGGAACUCGUUUACGGGUUCAAGAUGCCAUGGAGCUUGCAGAUGCAUUCUCUAGCUUUCAGUCUGAUAUUGGCUCAUCACAUGUAUAGACUGUAGUGUGUGCAACUUGUGGCAAAGCCCAUCUUCUUCUAAAUAAAGUUCUCCUAUCAUAUCAUAUAUCUAAAUAAAACUGGAGAUGUGUUGCUUGUAAGAUCCCUUGUUGCCUCACAUGUUAAUAAAAGUUGUAUACUUUUUUUUUCAAAUCUAAUUA